Molecule: messenger RNA, 3221 nt
Organism: Sinocyclocheilus grahami
Lineage: Eukaryota; Metazoa; Chordata; Actinopteri; Cypriniformes; Cyprinidae
Product: cingulin-like
Exons: 16
Biological process (GO): microtubule cytoskeleton organization
Cellular component (GO): myosin complex; bicellular tight junction
Molecular function (GO): microtubule binding
Source: RefSeq, a predicted model, not a curated record
GGGUUUUGUGCUUCACACGGUCCGCAGAUCUUAGUGACUGACAGCAAUAUGAAGACUGAACUGGAGCAGGCGUUCAACAAAAACACACAAUUACAGCAACUCCUGGACAAGGCCAAGAGAGAACUGCGGGAAAACCAGGACCAAAUGGUAGAACUGCGUAUGGAUAGAGAGGUAGCAGAGUCUCGCUUACGGCAGCAGGAGGAUCAGCUAGCUCAGCUCCAGGAGGAGCUCAGACGAACGCUGGAAAACUCCCCUCAGUCCGACACAAUGCAGCUAGACUUGAUGACGGUGCAGGCAGAGCUGUCAGAGUCUCUGAUGCUGAAGCAGAAACUGGAGGACACACUGAGGCAGAGAGAGCGAGAGCUCACCGCUCUGAAAGGGGCCCUGAAGGAUGAGGUGGAGUCCCAUGAUAAAGAGAUAGAGGCCCUGAGAGAGCAGUACAGUCAAGACAUGGAUGCCCUUCGUCACAGCAUGGAGACUGUCUCACAGUCUCAGCUGGAAAUCGAGGAGGAGCGUCAGAAGGUGAAUGCCUCCAUCCUGGCUCUGGAGGAGGAGCUGGAGGGGUACAAAGAGCAGAGCGACCAAUGGAAGAAGCAGCUUAGCUCCACCAACCGAGAGCUGCUGCAGGCACAGCAGGAGAAGGAGGAACUGGAAGAGAAGCUGCUCACAGUUAAGAAACAAACUGAUGAAACUGAUUCAAACUCUUUAAUGAAGCAGUUGCAGCAGUGCCGAUAUGAUUUGAAGAAAGCUCUUUCAGAAGUGGAAAAACAAAAAGCAGAGGCAGCAAAAAGGGAAGAGGAGCUUAAAUCAGUAUCAAGAGCCAAUGAGAAUCGAGAGGAGGAGCUGAAGGCAGAGAUUGACAGACUAAUAGAUCAGUCAAAGAAAGACAAAGAGGAACUUGCAAAAGUACUGGAGAAAACACAACAGUCCUCCACAUCAGCGCAAUCUCAAGAAAGCAACCUAGAACUUCAAGAGGCCAAUGCUCGCUUAAGAGAGAGAAUAGCACGCAUGACUCGCCUGCACUCCAGUGUUCCUGAAAGCUCCUCCGAUGUUCUGGAGGAUGAGAACCGGAGCCUGAGGAACCAGCUGGAGGAGUCCCGGCGUGCAGCUUCUCGACUGGGUCAGGAGAAAGAGGAGCUCAACAGACGGCUGGAGGAGAGGGAGAGAGAGAGGGAAGCGCUAAGACGUGGCAAGAGCGACCUGGAGGAGCAGAAGAGACUGCUGGACCGAGCACUGGAGAAGAUCAAUAAGGAGGUGGAGACUAUGAUGGGAGAUUCACGUCAGUCGGUGCAGGUUCUUCAGUCUCAGUUGGAUGAAUUCAGAGAUCGUUCUCGUAGAGAGCUGCAGGACGCUCAGAGACUCUGUAAGGACAGGCUGGUUGAGCUACAGAGAGCGCAGGCCCUCCUAAAGACCACUCAGGAGGAGGUGUCUCGUCUGAAGAAAGAACUGCUUACAUGCUCAGAGGAGAGGGACAGCGCUCAGCUGGAUAAAGAGCUGCUGAGCAGCCGUCUCAAACACCUGGAGAAUGAGCUGGAGACGGAGAGAAGUUCACAGACGGACCGCAGCAGAGAGAUCCGUCUAAUAGAGGACAAAGUGAAGACAUUAGAGAUCAAGUUGGAUGAGGAGAAGAGUGGAGCAGAGCUCCUAAAUGAACGCAUCGCUCGCAGUCGAGAGCAGGUGGAUCAGCUCCGUUCUGAACUGAUGCAGGAACGUUCAGCCAGACAUGAUCUUGAGAUGGAUAAGAGCGCACUAGAGAGACAGGUGAAGGAGUUAAAGUCUCGUAUUGCUGAUAUGGGCUCUCAGACUCGUCCCUCUGCUGGAGUCACGAUGCUAGAAAACAAGAUUCAGGAGCUGGAGGACCGUUUGCGUAGUGUAGAGAGAGAGAAAAACACCAUUCUAGCAGCUCAGAGGAGAUUGGACCGGAAACUUAAAGACGUGACGGCCACCCUGGACCAGGAGCGAAGUCAACAUGCUGAACAGAGAGACCAGCUGUCUCUGCGAGUGAAGGCUCUGAAGCGGCAGCUGGAUGAGAGCGAGGGGGAGGUGGAGCGUCUGGAGGGCGUCAGACGGAAAGUUCUGCGGGAUCUUGAGGAGCAGCGGGAGCUGCAGGAGGCACUGCAGGCCAAAGUCAACGCGCUGGAGAACGAGCUCAAGAGGAAGGUUCAACAAUCACGACGCCCAACUCUGGGAAGCACCUUGAGUUCUGAGGAAGAGGAGAGUUACUCAGACUCAAAAAGCAUCACGUCUAUUCUCACUGAAACGCCACUUCAGACCACCAACUGUUAAAGCCUGAACGAGAGAGGGGGAAAAUUUGUUUUUGCACACAUUUGAUUUGAGUUUUCUAGUAAAUGUAAAAAUAACAGAAGAGACAUGAAGGAUACAAAUGGUGUGGCAUCAACACAGUCUGUAAAAAAACGUUUUUGGAGGGCUGGUGUUUUCAACAAAAAGUGAUAUCAGGUGUGUUUUUACAGUGGUUGAUGAGAUAGAUGGGGUUGAAGGCCUAAUAAAGCAGUCAGUGUGAAGAUUUGUCAACCAAAAGCUCCUUUAGUAUUGUUUUGCUAAAACUGGUUAAUUCUGAAGCAGAAUUGUUUGUUCUUACUCUGUUUAUGAGUGUCGUUUAUUUUAGGAAGACUCUUUUUUUGUAUAAAAUGUUAUGGUUUUUGACAUCCUUAAUCAUAUUACCGAAAUUAAAAAUCAAUGAAGGAUUUUAUCUUUACACAUGAAUGACAUGCAAUGUCAUUUAUAAAGGUGGAAUUUGACAUAUUUUACUUUAACUCGAAUUAUUUUGAAUCCUUAAAAUGAUAAAUGAAACACUGUGGUAAGUGUUCUCCUUAUCAUCUUUAAUGUUACACACUAGUGCAAAUUACAAUGAAGGAUAUUUAGAAGGCUUCUUUUUGUGUUGCUUUAAUUUGAGAAUUAAACUUGCACUAUGAAUGACACCUUUUGUGCCAAGACAGAAAAAAGAAAAAAAUCUUUUGAUGUAAUGGCAUUGAAAUAUUUGCCUUAAUAAAAAAUAAAAAAAGCUAAUAAAAUAUAAGCUGCUUUUUUGAUCAUUUUACCAGAGACCUAUAUGUGCUGUACUGUAUAUUCAUAUUUAUCACAAUGUAUUUACCUCCCAUAUAAUAAUUUGUAACUCUUAAAGAUGUGAUUUGAAACAUAAUUGCAUAAUACACUGUACAAUAUUAGAUCUGUAUAUACUGUCCCAUGUUUAAAGUUUAUUC